Acomys russatus (golden spiny mouse) is the source of this 1208-nucleotide messenger RNA. It is a transcript of the gene Nanos1, whose product is annotated as nanos C2HC-type zinc finger 1. Gene Ontology annotation, biological process: negative regulation of translation; oogenesis. Gene Ontology annotation, cellular component: perinuclear region of cytoplasm. The coding region runs from base 185 to 982 and encodes 265 amino acids. NCBI's taxonomy places the organism in Eukaryota, Metazoa, Chordata, Mammalia, Rodentia, Muridae. Gene Ontology annotation, molecular function: zinc ion binding; mRNA binding. The record is from RefSeq and is a predicted model, not a curated record. The transcript has a single exon.
CCCGGCGGAGGAUCGCAGGGGGCAGGGCCGAGACAGCGAGGAGGGGGCACGGGGGAAAGCGGGAGCGAUAAAAGGAAGCAAGGCUGCCCCACCCCGCCGCAGGCCAGCGGGCAGACUCUCCUCUGCCCCUUCCGUCCGGCCUGUGCCGGCAGCGGCGGGGAGGCGCGCGGCCCGCUGCCAGCCCAUGGAGGCUUUCCCUUGGGCGCCACGCUCGCCUCGCCGCGCCCGCGCGCCCGCGCCUAUGGCGCUCGUGCCCAGCGCCCGCUACGUGAGCGCCCCGGGCCCGGUGCACCCGCAGCCCUUCAGCUUCUGGAACGACUACCUGGGGCUAGCCACGCUCAUUACCAGGGCUAGCGACCGCGGCUCCCCGCACGAGGGGCCCGGGCCCACAGCGGCGGGACCUACGCUGGGGCCGCCCGAGGACGACGAGGAUGACGACGGCGAUGAUCCGGGGGCCGGGGACCGCUACCUGGGAGGCGCGUUGGAACUGCGCGCGCUGGAGCUGUGCGCCGGCCCCUCCGAGGCCGGGCUGAUGGAGGAGCGCUUCGCAGAGCUGAACCCAUUCGCAGGGCGCGCCACCGCCGUGCUGUUGGGCUGCGCGCCCCCCGCCGCCGCCGCCGCCUCCACGACCGAAGUGACGCCGCGCGAGGAGCCGAGCCCUGCGUGGGCUGCCGAGCCUCGUCUGCACGCGGCCUCCGCGACAACCACCGCGCGUUUGAUGAAACCCGAGCUGCAGGUGUGUGUGUUCUGCCGGAACAACAAGGAGGCGGUGGCACUCUACACCACGCACAUCCUUAAGGGCCCCGACGGCCGGGUACUGUGCCCGGUCCUGCGCCGCUACACGUGCCCCCUGUGCGGCGCCAGCGGCGACAACGCACACACCAUCAAGUAUUGCCCGCUCUCCAAAGUGCCGCCGCCCGCCGCCCGCCCGCCGCCGCCGCGCAGCACCAGGGACAGUCUGUCCAGCAAGAAGCUGCGCUAGGAGCAGGCUGCGCCUGGUUUCGGACACCGGCAGGCAUGGUCGCGCUCCUCUCCCCAGUGGAGAUGGUCUUGGGGAAGCCAGAGGGGGCGCAGCACUUUCCUAUGGAGUGGUCGGGUCUCUGACGUUGAAAUCUUGAAUUUUGUCUCUAGUUUCUAAAGCGCACAUCCAGAACGAUGAGGGCUGAGCGGGUGUGCCACUGGCUAGUGUGGUGAAUGAGGCGCUGUUU